Spirometra erinaceieuropaei is the source of this 1509-nucleotide messenger RNA. NCBI's taxonomy places the organism in Eukaryota, Metazoa, Platyhelminthes, Cestoda, Diphyllobothriidea, Diphyllobothriidae. The record is from the annotation of a GenBank genome assembly.
AUGACAGCCAAAUCGGCCAGGGAUGACCGGAAGCUAUAUUGGGCUGGAAUUGCGACCUCCAUGGAACAGGCCUCGAACUUUGGUGACAUUCGAAAACUCAACCAACUUAUACGCCAAGUUAGCGGUAAGCCCUCUACACUGAGUGACUCAGUUCUCGACGUGAAUGGUGGCUUUAUUGCUGACAACUCGACCAAAAUCGAACGCUGGCGUGAGCACUUCGAGCACCAUCUCAACUUCGAUAUCCAACCUACCUCGCUCUUGCCCUCCUCUUCAGCGGAGUUUCUUCCCUCUGACACCUAUGCAGUGCCAUGCGAUCCCCCCUCCGAGGGAGAAGUCGAUGCCAUACGAAAGUUACGGAACAAUAAGGCGCCCGGAAAGGACGGUGUACUCGCUGAAAUCUUCAAGCCUUAUGUCGGCACCCUGGCGCCCUGGCUCCAUGAGGUGAUUGAACGAGCGUGGAGAGACGAGGUUGUUCCUGAUGACUGGGGCUUAGGCAUCCUUGUACCUAUCCUUAAGAAGGUAGAUAAGACGAGAUGCGAGAACUAUCGCGGCAUAAGCCUCAUGGACGUUGCUGCGAAGCUCUUCGCUAUUGUUCUACUCAGGCGAUUUCCGGCUGUGCGUGACUCAAGGACGAGGCCCAACCAAGCCGGAUUUCGUGCUGGACGUGGAUACGCAGACCAGCUAUUCACACUGAGGCGCAUUCUCGGAUUUCGCCAUAGCUGCCAACAACCGACGGCCGUCUGCUUCAUUGACUUUGCCGCCGCGUUCAAUUCCGUUCAUCGUGAGUCCCUGUGGAGGAUAAUGGCGCCAGAUGGUGUACCGGCAAAAAUCAUCGCCAUGAUUAAGACCUAUUAUCGCUCCACUACUACGAGGGUCCUGGUCAGCAACAAUCUUUCCCAACCGUUCGGAAUGCGGUCUGGCGUUCGACAGGGUUGUAUCCUGUCGCCCAUUCUGUUCAACUAUGCUAUUGACUGGAUCUUCGGGAGGGCCCUACACGAAGGUGACGGUGUUGAGUUUGCACCCGGACACCGACUGACUGAUCUUGACGAUGCCGAUGAUAUCGCCCUACUUGCUUCAAGUUUUGGUGAUCUGCAGUCUAUGGUGUCACGGGUGAACGAGGUCGCUAAAUGGGUCGGUUUAUCCAUAAACGCUGGGAAGAACAAAAUGUUUUUAAGCUGCAUCCCUGACCAGGAGAAGGCACCCCUCGGGAUUGGUGGCUGUCAACUUGAAGAAGUAGACAGUUUUAAAUACCUCGGGGAUAGGCUGCUAUCUAAUGGACAUAGUAAGGAGGACAUUAUCUCCCGAAUCGAUGCUGUCCGCUGGGUUUUCUCCAGCCUUCGGAAAUGCCUAUUGAACCGACGUGACCUCUCCAUCGCCACUAAGAUUCGCGCGUACCGUGCAUCUGUCCGGUCUGUCCUUCUCUACGGUUGUGAAUGCUGGGCUUUGCGCGUGGAGGACGAGCGAAAACUGGAGGUAUUUGACCACCACUGCUUGAGGACCAUCCUUUGA